AUGCUUGCACGAGGUUUAUUUAGUCCUGGAAUUUAUCAAACUGUAAUUGAUGGAACAAUAGUGGUAACAAACCAACAAAAACAAUUACAAUCAACAUCUCUAUUUGGAUAUUCACCAGCUCCAAUUACUGUCCCAUUUCCACCAUCCAUUCCUAAUCCAAUCAAUGUUGCUCCUCCUCCAAAUAAAUAA
Dictyostelium discoideum AX4 is the source of this 189-nucleotide messenger RNA. RefSeq lists its product as hypothetical. Lineage: Eukaryota; Evosea; Eumycetozoa; Dictyosteliales; Dictyosteliaceae. Bases 1 to 189 code for a protein of 62 amino acids. The transcript has 2 exons. The record is from RefSeq and is a predicted model, not a curated record.